AUGGAUGCAAAUGAGUAUUACAAACAGUGUGGCAUUUGCAACGGGUUUGGAAUAGCUGGAAGCUCAUAUCCCGCAUACAUGGUGAUUCCCCUCGACAAUCCAAUCAUGGGAAAUAUGUGUUACAUCUUAGGUGGUGUCAAUAAUGUUUACAACUUUGGAUUCAGAAUCAAUCAAAAUGACAAGAAUCACAUCAAAGGCGAGUGGCUAGACAAACUUCCAACAGAUUCAACGGCUAAAGUAUUGUUCUCAAUAGAAAACAAAAUAUGCACACUUGUCAAAAAUCACUGGGUUAAAAUCGAGUUGGACACUUUUGAUGUUGACAACUGUGAAAUUGUCACAAAACCUGGUCAAUGCUACAAAACAAGAGCUGCAGUCGAUCCUGUUGAACCUUCUAAGCCAGUCGAACCAUCACAACCAGAAACAUCAGAAAAACCAUCAGAGCCAGAAAAGCCAGUGGAACCUUCAAAACCAGUAGAUCCACCAGUGACUUCCACAGAACCUUCAGAGACAGAUAAACCAGAAGAACAAGUUAAACCCGAAGAACCAGUCACUUUUGUUAUACCAAACGAAAAUUCAGAAAUUUCAAAACUUGAUGGUGCUUUGUCCAUGACAAUUUCCGUGUUGAUUGGAGUUGUUGUUUUGUUAAUGUAA
Messenger RNA from Entamoeba invadens IP1, 651 nucleotides. RefSeq lists its product as hypothetical. The record is from RefSeq and is a predicted model, not a curated record. Lineage: Eukaryota; Evosea; Mastigamoebida; Endamoebidae. Bases 1 to 651 code for a protein of 216 amino acids. The transcript is spliced from 2 exons.